Messenger RNA from Thalassophryne amazonica, 7605 nucleotides. RefSeq names its product envoplakin-like. NCBI's taxonomy places the organism in Eukaryota, Metazoa, Chordata, Actinopteri, Batrachoidiformes, Batrachoididae. Gene Ontology annotation, molecular function: structural molecule activity; cadherin binding. Gene Ontology annotation, biological process: intermediate filament cytoskeleton organization; wound healing. Gene Ontology annotation, cellular component: intermediate filament; cytoplasm; cytoskeleton. The record is from RefSeq and is a predicted model, not a curated record.
UAAAUGAGUCAUUUGCUCAUUAUGUAUGAAUGAACUGCAUGUGUGAGUUGUAACAAAUAUCCAACCACUGAGUGACGGGUUCUGCUGCAUUCCCCUGCAAGUGUCCGUGUGGAAACUUACAGUGAGCUCUGUACAACUGUGUGCAGCACAGAGCUGAUAACAGGUUCCUCUUUAGCCAAUAGGAAAGGGGGAAAAAAUCAGAUAAUAUCGACUUGUGAAGAAAAGAAUGACCCAAAGAUUAGAAGCAUAAUAAUCGUGUUACUGAUCACAUGUCACUGAACUGUGUCGCACGAAAAAACCUGUCUGUAUCUAAAGUCACAGGAAUGAGCAUGAAGCAGCGGUGGUGGUGGGGAACAGGUCUACCCGGUCUGAUCCUCAGCACCUUCUACUGAUGACACACCUGCUGGCCUGGGAGGAGCUGAAACAGGUGAACGCUCCUUACCUGAGCAGAGACGUCAGCAGAGCCGAGGAGCUGAGGACGGGGAGAGGAGAGGAGAGAGAGAGAGUGAGAAGAAACACACUGGGAAUCAGGUUACGGUCUCUCAAGAUGUCAAAGAAAAAGGAAACCAGCCCAGUGAAGCUCAACAAGAGCCAGGCCAGUGACCUGGCAACAGUGAUUUCUCGCAUGCAGAAAAAUGCAGACCAAGUAGAGAAGAACAUCCUGCACGCCGAGGAGCUGCUGAGUUUGGAUACCGAUCGUAGUGGGAAGAAUCAGAGACUGCUGCACCAGAAGGAGAAUGCUGACAACCUGGCAGAGGCUGAGGCUCUGCUGAAGGAUCUCUUCAUGGAUGCAAACAAGGCCAAGAAGCUGCAUCACCCACAAGCUGAAGAGAUAGAGAAAGAUGUGCACAACCUCCACGACCGCUGGGCCAAGGACUGUGGUGUCUACAGAGAGCUGUAUGACCAGGUCCAGGCCAUGGGCCAGCUUCCAAAGUUUGAAUGGGGUGCUGUGCUGGAUCAAAAACUGAAACAGAUAAGGACUGAGAAUUAUGGCCCCCACCUUUCUGAUGUGGAGAAGCAGAUUGCAGCUCAUAAUAUUCUGCACCAGGAGAUUGAGGCCUAUCAUUCUCAGCUGCAGCCCGACACCGUCGCCUCACAGGAGCAGUAUGCUGCCCUCAAAGAUAAAUAUGCUAAACUACUGGAGGACUCCCAGAGGAGGCACAGCCACCUGGCCUCCCUGUACGACUACAUGCAAAGCUGCAAUAAGGAGUUGGGCUACCUAUCGGGACAGCAGGACAGGAUCCUGCAGAGGGACUGGAGUGACCGCAUGGUCGACCCUCCGGGGGUCCGCAUGGAGUAUGAGAAAUUCAAAAAUAACGGAUUGCUGGCCCAUGAGAAGGAGAUCAUCCAGCUACAGGAGGAAGGAGACCAACUCAUUAAUGCCAAACAUCCUGGGAGUGCAACAAUAAAGUUUCACAAAGAUACAGUGCAGACUGAGUGGCAACGCUUCCUCAACCUGUGUCUGGCUCAGGAGACUCACCUGAACAAUGUCGAGGACUACAAGAAGUUUCAGCUUGAGGCGGAGACUCUGGCUGACUCCCUGGACCGACUCAACUCCACCGUCGACCCAAAGACUUUGGCCAACAAGAACAACUCUGAAAUCCAGUUACUGGUGGAGGGCGAUGAACCAGCACUCAAGAGGAAUGAGCAGCGUCUGGAAAAUCUUCAGGACCUCAGCAGCCACAUUGUGCCUCUGAAACUACGCCGACUCCCACCCAGCAAGCCCACCACGGUGGUGUCGCUGUGUGACUGGGCAGAGAAAGAGAACUCAGUGAUUCGUGGUGAGAAGCUGAUCCUGAAGUCCAACUCUGACCGAAAGAACUGGGAGCUUCAGAACAGCAGCGGGAAGGUGAUGACCCUUCCAGGGACUUGUUUCAUGAUCCCACCGCCUGAUGGGGAAGGCCUGGAGAAGAUCGAUAGUCUGACCAAAGAACUGGCGAACCUGAAGAACCGCAGAGCUGCAAUUACAGCCCAGAAAAAUUCCAGCAUGGAAGAGGUUCGGCCUCAAAAAGCAGCUCCUGUAGCCCGCACUCCGGAGGAUCCUAAAGCUGCAGAGCUAGCAAGUCGGCUAGACGCCGUCCAGAAAGCCUUGGAUCAGAGUGAGCAAGAGAUCCUGAGCCGCGUCAGGGCCCCCCUGGACAACCGCAACCCCACAAAAGACCUAGACACAAGACUGCGAGAGCAAGAGAAAGCUGCUCUGACCGUCAGGAAACUGGAGGCUGAGAAGUCAGCAAUCCAGAGAGAGAUGGAGCCCAUUCUGGCCAAGAAGCCACUGGGUCCAACCGCUUCCUCACUGCCCCUCAAACUCAGCACUGCCAACAGUACCAUCGAGCACCUCAACAACCUCAUUGAUCUUUACAACAAAAAAGCUACAGCGUCCAUGUUUUUGGAGAAGCAGAUAAAAAAUGUGGACGACAUUGUCUCUGGAUUUGAGGAGCAGCUUGUUAAAGACGGCGCCAUUCCUGACAACCCAAAUGUGCUCCAAACCCGCAACCAGCAGCUGCAGACGAUGCGUAAGAAUGUUGCCUCAAAGAAGGAUGAGCUGAACAAAUUAAGCGGAGACCUGAAGGUGACAGAACAGGCGUGCAGCUCCCUGCAGCAGUGUUUCAAUGAGUACUGUCCCAACAUCCAGCGGCAGGAGACACAGGUGCACCAGCUGAAGAACCGGUACAUGAAUGUCAACAAUCAGGUGCAGGAAAGGUCUACUCUUAUACAGAAAGCAACCAAUAAAAACCAAGAUUUUGAGAACGCAGCCCAGUCGCUGGAUUUUUUCUUGGUGAAUUUGCCAAAUAAUAAGAUGAAACCAACCGACAACAUGGCAGAAAUAACAACGAAGCUGAACUCUCAACAGAGGGUGAUGGAAGACAUCAAAAGGAAAUCAGAUGCCAUAGAACGUGUCAAAGGUCUUUCUCAUGAGUUGCAGAGCAUCUUAAAUGAAUAUGAGGCUAAGUCAAACAGUUACCGUGCCACUAUAAACGACGACGACAACAACGAUGAUGAUGAUGAUGAUGAUGAAGCACCACUGCCGAAGAAGCGCUCAUCUAUAACUAAGGCUAAAGCUGUACAGGAACAGGAGAAAGACCUAAUUAACCGUUUCACUGAGGUGUCUGCAGAGAACAACCAGCUUCUCAAGCAGCUGGGGAUGGCAAAGCACAUCACAGCCAGGAAUGAUGACAGAGUUAGUCAAGUCAUCACAAACCAACAGCUGCAACUACAGAGCGAGAAGAAGACCCUGGAGGAAAGUGACAAUCUGAAGAAAGAACUAAAUGAGGAGACUGCAAGACGGGCGCAUGCUGAGAGCGACCUAGAAACCUACAGAAAGAGGUUCAUGUCUCUCAAGAACAGGAAAGGUGUGGAGCGCUUGGAGGAGACAGAAGUGAUUCAGUACUACCGUGACCCAAAACUGGAGGUGGAAUUGGAGUCCUUCAGAAGUAGGAUCCAAAAUGAGGCGAUAAAGAGGUCAAGAACUCAAGCUGAAUUAGAGAUUAUAAAUGAAAAGAUUGUAAAACUAGAAAUACAGCUCAGCAAAAUUGAACCUAAAUUGGUGACCAAAGUACUGACUGAAUAUGAAAAAGAUCCGCAGCUUGACAAAGAAGCAGCAAAGAUCAGAGAAGAGAUGACCAGGUUAAAACAGGAAGUCCAAAGUCGAGAUACUCAGACUACUCAUGUGAAAACUGAGAUCACACUUCUGGCGCAAAAGAAGCCAAACAUCAGGGAAAAGGUGGUUCAGAAGGAAGUGGUGAGGAUUGAAAAAGAUCCAGAGAUGCUGAAGAAGAUCCUUACCUUCCAGACGAAUAUUGCAGAGGAGCAGUCCCAUUGCCAGACACUCAACAACACUAUUUUUAGCAUAAGGAGCAAGAUAAACAUUCUUGAGACAGUAAUUCCCUCGAUUCAACCCAAGGUUGUCACCAAGGUAGUGAAGCAAGUGCAGCAAGAUCCAGAAUUACUUGAAGAGUCAAAGAAUAUCCGCAUGUCCUUAGAAGAAGAGAAGGAUGAGAAUGUUAUCUUGAUGAAGGACUUGACUACACUUCAGCUCCGCUAUGGUGAGCUUGAAAAACUCAGACCUAAAGUGGAGAUCAAGGAGAUCGUCAAUGAGAUUUACAGAAUUGAUCCAGACACCGAAGUGGAGCUGGUGCGACUGAAGAAAGAGCUGCAGGAUACAAACCGAAAUCGUGUAGAAUUAGAAAAACAAACCAAAACCAUUUUAGAAACCCUGACCACGUUGCGGGCUCAGAAACCCAAAAUAGAGUACAAAGAGGUGAAGCAGGAAGUGAUCAAAGAAGAGAAAAGCCCAGAGAUCAUCAGGGAAUUGCAGAGGCUGAACACCCAAGUUUCCCACCUACAAGUCAACUAUGAUAGCAUCCUGGAGCUGCUUACACGCUUACGCAAAGAGAGAGAUGAGUUGAAAGCUGAAAAAUCCAAGGUGGAGACAAAACUAGUAAAUAAAGAGGUCAUCAAAUAUGAGAAUGACCCUCUGCUCGAGAAGGAGGUUGACAGACUGAGAAAGAAUGCGAGAGAAGAGAUUCAACAACGUCGCAGUGUGGAGGAAUGUCUCUUUGAGCUUCAAAACCAAUACAUCAUCCUAGAACGGCAGAAACCGCAACAGAAGAUUGUAACACAAGAAGUGGUACGUCUUCAUAAAGACCCUAAGCAGAUCUUGGAACAUGAGAAGUUGAACAAGACGUUGGACGAUGAAGUCAAAGGCCGCAGAAAGCUUGAAUUAGAGGUGGCACAGUAUCGAGCCCUGGUUAAAGAAAAGCAGGAUGACCUCACCAAAUUGGAUGAACGUCAGAAGAAGAUUCAAAUAGAGGCCGAGCUCAGGCAGAUCAAAGCUCGCAUCCAUGAGCUGGAAAAUGCCCCAGCACCUGUUGAGGAAAAGAUCAUCAUUGAGGAGGUCCUCCACGUGGAGAGAGACCCCAAGCUGGAAAAGCUAAUCCAGGACAUACGUAUUGAACUGGAAAAGGAGAGCAACAACAUCAGUCGCCUGCAAAGAGAAAUUCGCAACCUGCAGAUGAAAUUGGAAAUUUUGCAGAAGGAGAAGUCGAGUGAAAAAGUUGUGUAUAGGGAAGUUGUUCGUGUUGAGAAGGAUCCGGCAACUGAGGCUGAAAGGGAACAUAUGAGAGAGAUAGUUACACAAGCGAGAAAUCUCAGGAGAGACCUGGAAGAUACAAUUCAGAACCUCAAUAUCAAAAUUACUCAUCUGCUGACGUCUACGUCUGUGACUUCCCAGGAGGAGACCAUUUUAGUUACCAACAGAAAUGCUCUCCAGAAAGACAAGGAUGAGCUCAUGAAACAACUCAGAAUGCUGGAGUCUGAAAGACAGAAGAUUAGUAUAACCUUCCAGCAGCAGUCUAAGAUGAUGAGUGAGAGAAACCAUGUGGCCCGGCAGAGGAGUCUCAAGAUUACCUCUGAAAUACAACGUUUGGAAAAAGAGAUUCUGAAUGAAAAAGAUAAAAUCCGUCAAAAAGAAUCUCUGAUCAUUGAGCUCCAGAGUAACAUUAUGAAGGAGGACCAGACUGAAACACACACCAGAGAGACAAAUCUCUCCACUAAGAUCACCAUCCUGGAUCCAGAGACUGGCAAGGACUUGUCUCCCUAUGAAGCAUACAUGCAAGGGUUAAUUGACCGCAACCAGUACAUUAAAUUGCAAGAGUUGGAGUGUGACUGGGAGGAAAUCACUUCAUCAGGCCCAGAUGGGGAUAUAACAGUUCUACAGGAUUGUAAGAGUGGGAGACAAUACUCUGUCAAGGAUGCUGUGAGGGAUGGUCGCUUGACCGAAGCUGACCUGGUUCGCUACAGAGAUGGAAGAAUGCCCAUUUCUGAAUUUGCACUUCUUGUGGCAGGCGAAACCAAAAAGCCUUAUGUUCCUCCAUUAGCAUCUCCACGCACACCUACCCUACCCAUGCCUACAUCCCCACUGAACAGCAUGCCAUCACCACUGAGAUCCUCCUACACCAGCCUCAACACUCACACUCAACAUACUACCGUUGCAAGCAAUGUCAGUACACCAGGCGAUGAGUAUUUCCCCAUUUCUGGUAUUUUCGACACUACCACUGAAAGCCGCAUGUCCGUAAGAAGUGCUCUGACACGCAAACUCAUUGAUACCGACACAGCUUUGAAGCUUUUGGAGGCGCAGGCAGCUUCUGGUGGAAUUGUUGAUCUUAACAAAAAGGACAAACUGUCUGUUCACAAGGCAGGUGAAUAUGGCCUGAUUGACUCAAGCCAGAUGUACAAGCUUCUGAAUGCACAGAAGGCCUUCACUGGAGUGGAAGACCUUGUAACAAAGGACCGCCUUGCAGUGGUACCAGCAGCGCAGAAAGGGUACAUGCCACAAGAAAAUGCCAAGAGGUAUUUGGAAGCACAGUACUUGACUGGAGGCCUUGUAGAUCCAAAUAAAGCAGGCCGUCUCAGCAUCAAAGAAGCUAUUGAUGCCAAACUCAUUGAUGAGAAAAUGGCUAAAGCACUGGAGGAUGAGUCAUCCCACACUAAAGAGUUAGUAGAUCCCAUGACUAAAGAGAAGAUAUCAUAUAAACAGGCGAUGGAUCGUUGUCAGAGGGACACCAGUACAGGCCUGCUGCUGCUCCCUGCAGCCUCUACUGAUUCCACAAAUACCCCGUCAUAUUCCAGCUUUCGAUUCACAUCCACUACAAGGAAAUACUAGAAGUGCAGUUUCAUAUGAAGAACAUUUUAUAUAUAUAUAUCAAGUUGCAAGUGCUAUAGGGUAUGACGCUCUUGAGGUGACAUUUAUAGAAAAAUGUAAGUAUUUUUAGCCACAACAUCCUUAUUGCAUUCUCACAAGUGUUUAAUGCCUGGUCACAAGAUCCUGAUUUAUAAUCACAAGUUCUUACGCAUGCCUACGUGAUCCUAAUUGUAUGGCCACAACUUUUUAAUAUGUGGUCAUGGAACCUUUGUUGUAUAGCUGCAAAUUUUUAAUAAGCAGAUACAAGAGCCUUAUAGUUUUGCCCAAAGUUUGUUAAUACGUACAUGACCAUGGGAUUCUUAUUGCAUGACCACGAGUUAAUGAUGCAUGGCCAAAACUGGACAAAAGUUUUAAUGCAUGGCCACAGGAUCCCACUUGUAUGGCCACAAGAGUCUUAUAACGUGGCCACAAGUUUUUAGUACGUGGUCACAGAAUCUGCAUUGCACAGCCACAAGUUUUUAAUAUGUGGCAAUGAGAUUCUUAUUGGCAUUACAUGCCCAUGGUUGAAGAAAGCCUGGCCAGGAUGUGCUUACUGAAUGUCCACAAGUUUCUAAUGUGUGGCCACAAAGUCCUAAUUUUCUGGUCACAACGUCUUAAUGCCGUGCCACAGAAUCUUGUUUCUAUACAUAAAUAACCAAUUAAAUUUUUCAUUAAUUCCACCACCCAGGCUGUGUGAGGAGAUAUAUGUCAUAAUUGAUGAAAAAAAAAGAGUAAGAAAUGGAGGUGUGGUGUGCACAUACAGUUUUGAAAACACUGAAACUCCAGAUUGCCUUCACACUGCUGCCUGUUCUUUUUUGAUGCUAUUUGUGGAUGUUCUGUUCAACACAAAUCAGAAAUGUUUGUAUUAUAAUGAUUUAUUUCAGUAUAUUACAUUUUGAAGUGCUGAUUAAAUUCUAUGAGAUUUG